UUGAGAAAUGAUCAUCUUUAAUACUCUGCUGCUCAGUCUGUUAGUGUGUGCACCACAAUGUCAGCAGCCAUGGACUCAAUCAGUUGUUCAAUAUGUCUGGAUCUACUGAAGGAUCCGGUGACUAUUCCCUGUGGACACAGCUACUGUAUGGGCUGUAUUAAGGACUGCUGGGAUCAGGAUGAUCCGAAGGGUGUCUAUAGCUGCCCUCAGUGCAGACAGACCUUCACCCCAAGGCCUGUUCUGAAGAAAAGCACCAUGCUAGCAGAAUUGGUGGAGACUCUGAAGAAGACAGGACUCCAAGCUGGUACCCCUGCUCACCAUUAUGCUGGACCUGGAGAUGUUGCGUGUGAUGUCUGCACUGGGAGAAAACUCAAAGCGGUCAAGUCCUGUCUGGUGUGUCUGGCCUCUUACUGUGAGACUCACCUCCAGCCUCACUAUGAAUCUCCUACCUUUAAGAAGCACAAGCUGGUCAAAGCCUCCACACAACUAGAGGAGAAGAUCUGCUCUCAUCAUGACAAACUGGUGGAGAUUUACUGCCAUACUGAUCAGCAGUUUAUCUGUUAUCUGUGUACAAUGGAUAAACAUAAAGGCCAUGAUACAGUCUCAGCUGAAUCAGAAAGGACUGAGAGACAGAGUCAACUGGGAGAGAAACAGAAGGAAACCAAACAGAGAAUCCAGAAGAGACAGAAAGAGAUACAGGAUGUGAGACAGGCUGUGAAGUCACUCAGGCGCUCUGCACAAGCAGCAGUGGGGGACAGUGAGAGGAUCUUUACUGAACUGAUCCACUCCAUUGAGAGAAAGUGCUCUGAGGUGAAAGAGCUGAUCAGAGCCCAGGAGAAGGUUGAAGUGAGUCGAGCAAAAGGACUGCUGAAGCAACUGGACCAGGAGAUGGCUGAGCUGAGGAGAAGAGAGGGCGAGUUGGAGCAGCUCGCACACACAGAAGACAACAUUCAAUUCCUCCAGAGUUUCCAGUCUCUCUGUGUCCCUCCUCGAUGUGAAAACUUACUCAGCAUCACUGUCAACCAACACGUCUUCUUUGAGGAUGUAAGAAAAUCAGUCACUGAGCUAAAAAGCCAAUUAGGAAAAAUCUGCUCUGGGGAAAUUGCCAAGAUCUCUGUAAAAUUGACAAAAGUCCACAUUGUUCCACCUUCUGAGCCCCAUUGUCUUCCGUCAUUUGGCACAACUCAGUCUGGACUGUCAGUUGGAGGACUAGCAUCACAUGGGAAUGAUACCACCUGUCAGAAGACAAGGCCUGAACCCAAAACCAGAGAGGAGUUCUUAGAAUAUUACUGUCAGCUCACAUUGGAUCCCAACACGGCAUUUAACUGUCUGUGUCUGUCUGAGGGGAACAGAAAGGUGACACGGCGUUAUAAGGACCAGCUUUAUCCUGCCCAUUCAGACAGAUUUACCACUUACCCCCAGGUGUUGUGUGGAGAGGGUCUGUCUGGAGCCUGCUACUGGGAGGUGGAGUGGAGCGGGGACUGGGUUGAUAUAGCUGUCUCAUAUAAAGGGAUAAGCAGGAGUGGACCUGACGAGGGUUUGUUUAGAAGCAGUAAACAGGCCUGGUGUUUGGAGUGUGAUGCUUCUGGUUGCUCUUUCUAUCACAAUGAUAAACCGAUUGUCAUACCUGUCUCCUGUUCCACCAGAGUAGGAGUGUAUCUGGACCACAGUGCAGGAACUCUGUCUUUCUACAGCGUCUCUGACACAAUGACCCUCCUCUGCAGAGUCCAAACCACUUUCACUCAGCCCCUCUAUCCUGGGUUCACUGUCUCUAGAACUGUGAAUAUACUGAAACCAAACAAGAUUAUUAUAGCAAACUGAAACUAAAACAAAAACUAAUCUUGAAAAAACUAUUCAGUAAACCGAACUAACUAAAUUGUAAAAAUAAAUAAACAAAUAAAUAAACAUAACCUAACUAGGCAAGUCAGUUAAGAACAAAUUCUUAUUUACAUUGACGGCCUACUUGGGAACAGUGGGUUAACUGCCUUGUUCAUGGGCAGAAUGACCGAUUUUACCUUGUCAGCUUGGGGAUUCGAGCUGACAAACCCGUUUUAAAAACUAAAACUAUACUGAAACUAUUUUCUUUGACUCCAAAAUAAAAUAUAACCAUCAUGAACUAUGUUCAGUUUGAGGUUUUUUUCUCAAAACUUUCGGCAAAUAUCUAAUAGGGUUUUCAAUGGGGUUUUCAAGCUUUUAAGGUGUUUUCAAGCUACUAAAUCAGGAGAAGCCGGUGUUUAAAAUAGACCUAGCUUGUGCAUCACUAUCACUAGGGACAGACUUUGAUUUGGAGGCCACAGGCAGAUGCCAGUCUGAGCCCACCCUCCCCCUUGAACGAAGCAGAUUAAAAAGGCUAAUUGAAAACCUUUGAAAUACUCUUCAUUAGUAAAGGUCUUUGCAUCACCACCUAAAGGGGUGGGCAAUCAUUUUGGCUCGAGGGGCACAUCUGGAUUCUAAAAUUCAACAGACUUUUUGGGGACCAGUUUGUGUGUCAAAAGCAAUUUGCGUCCCAGAAACAGGGCAGUUGUUUGAAAAUAAGUAUCAUUAUAGUUUCUACAUACAGUGGUUCCUCCCUUAAAAGUUACAUCAUACUGAAGCACACCUUAUGUACUGCCGCAGCAUUCUGUGGCACGUCAUUUAAUUCUCAGCCAUUUCUUCUGUUACUGCAAGUUAUUGCUAGUUUGACCACAAGAGGGCAUCCUUGAGAAGCAUUUGAUAGUCCUCCCGUAUUGGCAUUACCAGAGAAUGUAAAACCUUUUUUGUAAUAACAUAGUAUAUGGGAUUAAUUUUAAGAAAUUUGGCUUAAUUAAUUUGAUUAAUAUUAUGGUGUUUCUAUUCAGAGAAAAAAUAUGCACAGUUUGUCUCUACGUUAGCUAACAUAUUCCUCUCAAUUGUACAUUGUACAUAUUUGGCUUGACUCGUUAUGAUGUUAUAACUACUUACAUUUGCCUCCCCGUAAUGUUUUGUCAGCUAUCUUUGCUGAAGAAAGUCACCAGGGAGGGGUGGCUCAUGUCAAAUUCAUCAUUGGAACCACUCGAUAUGAUUGGUCAUAUAAAAACCUAUAGAGACUGGCCUUCAUGGUUAGUCUCUAUAGACUAACCAUGGAAUCAGGCCUUCAUUGUUUAAUUUCUGCAAAGGAAUAACUACUAAAGGACCAGAAGAUACUUUAUUGGGCCAAGAAACACGAAAAAUUGACAUUAGACUUGUGGAAAUCUGUCCUUUGAUGAAUACAAAUUUGAGAUUUUUGGUUCCAACAGCCGUGUCUUUGUGAGAUGCAGAGUAGGUGAAUGGAUGAUCUCCGCAUGUGUGGUUCCCACCAUGAAGCAUGGAGGAGAAGGUGUGAUGGUGUGGGGGUGCUUUGCUGGUGAAACUGUCUGUGAUUUAUUUAGAAUUCAAGAUACAAUUAACCAGCAUGGCUACCAAAGCAUUCUGCAGCGAUACACCAUCCCAUUUGGUUUGCGCUUAGUGGGACUAUCCUUUGUUUUUCAACAGGACAAUGACCCAACACACCUUCAGGCUGUGUAAAGGCUAUUUGACCAAGAAGGAGAUUGAUAGAGUGCUGCAUCAGUUGAUCUGGCUUCACAAUCACUCAAUCUCAACCCAAUUGAGAUGGUUUGGGAUGAGUUGGACCAGAGAGUGAAGGAAAAGCAGCCAAGCAGCCAAGUUCAGCAUAUGAACUCCUUCAAGACUGUUGGAAAAGCAUUCCAGGUGAAGCAGGUUGAGAGCAUACCAAGAGUGUGAAAAGCUGACAUCAAGUCAAAGUGUGGUGUUACGGCUCUCGUUUGUGGAAUGACCGGACCAAGGUUCAGCGUGGUAGGCGUACAUCGUUUUUUAUUUGAUGACACCAAAAGCAAAAUAACGACUAAAAACGAAAGCGCACAGUUCUGUAAGGCAAAGAAACAAUACAGAAAACAAGAUCCCACAAAACCCAAACGGAAAAUGACAACCUAUAUAUGAUCCCCAAUCAGAGACAACGAUAGACACACUCAAACCACACUCGGCCAAAACAAAGAAAUAGAAAACAUAGAAUGCCCACCCAAAUCACACCCUGACCUAACCAAAUAGAGAAAUAAUAAGGCUCUCUAAGGUCAGGGCGUGACAGGUGGCUACUUUGUUUAACACUUUUUGGGUAACUACAUAGUUCCAUAUGUGCUAUUUCCUAGUUUUGAUGUCUUCACUAUUAUUCUACAAUCUAGAAAAUAGUACAAAUCAAUCAAGAAAAACCCUUGAAUGAGUAGGUAUGUCCAAACUUCUGACUGGUACUGUAUGUGGUAGUGGAGUAGGGGCCUGGGGAACACACUUAGUGUGUUGUGAAAUCUGUUACGAAUGUACUGUAAUGUUUUUAAAUUGUAUUUUGCCAGACCCCAGGAAGAGUAGAUGAAUGGUGAUCCAUAAUAAAUACAAAUACAAAUCAUACAUUUUGUGUUGUGGUGGUGUGACAGUGUUAUAUGAUGCACAAUUUUAUAUAUUAUUUUAUGUGUGAUGUGUAAGUGUCUUAAUGUGUUUGGACCUCAGGAAGAGUAGCUUCUGACUUGGCAGGAACUAAUGGGAAUCCCUA
Molecule: messenger RNA, 4555 nt
Organism: Oncorhynchus kisutch (coho salmon)
Lineage: Eukaryota; Metazoa; Chordata; Actinopteri; Salmoniformes; Salmonidae
Product: E3 ubiquitin/ISG15 ligase TRIM25-like
Exons: 6
Coding region: 58-1821 (587 amino acids)
Molecular function (GO): zinc ion binding; protein binding
Source: RefSeq, a predicted model, not a curated record